Molecule: messenger RNA, 3659 nt
Organism: Carcharodon carcharias (great white shark)
Lineage: Eukaryota; Metazoa; Chordata; Chondrichthyes; Lamniformes; Lamnidae
Gene: gps2
Product: G protein pathway suppressor 2
Exons: 12
Coding region: 167-1342 (391 amino acids)
Biological process (GO): regulation of transcription by RNA polymerase II
Cellular component (GO): transcription regulator complex
Molecular function (GO): transcription coregulator activity
Source: RefSeq, a predicted model, not a curated record
CGGCAAGCUCCCUGCCCGGCCCGCAUGUCGUCCGACGCCCCGCGGUUUGCGGCCGUCUCACUUUACGGCUGCGGGGCUAGUGGCGAGUGGAGGGAAGAGCGGAGGAAGUGACGCAAGAGGAGGAGGAGGAAGCUUCUAGUGUCUGGCUCCUUCUGAAACUGAGACGAUGCCAGCCCUACUGGAACGGCCCAAGAUGUCGAGCGCAAUGGCGCGGGCUCUUCACCAGCACAUCAUGAAGGAGCGAGCACGGAAAAGACAAGAGGAGGAGGAGGUGGACAAAAUGAUGGAACAGAAGAUGAAAGAGGAGCAGGAACGGAAAAGGAAGAAAGAGAUGGAGGAGCGGAUGUCACUGGAAGAGACAAAGGAACAGAUUUCCAAGAUGGAGUUAAAACUGCAGAGCCUACAGGAGGAGAAGCACCAGCUCUUUCUGCAACUGAAGAAAGUUCUUCAUGAAGAAGAGAAGCGACGGGCUAAGAUGAAGGAGCAGAGGUACAAGAGGCUUUUCUGUCUCAAGGCAUCAGGGCCAACAGUGAUUACACUUGCAAAACGUUUCUUUGGUUGCAAAGUGCUUUGGAACAUUCUGAGGGUUGUGAAACAUUGCAGACACAAACAGCCUCCCUCGAGAACACUGAGGUACCACCGCCAGGCCAGGUACUUCACCAAUGCAGCCGUUCUUUACAGUGAUAUGAACACCCUGACCCAGGCUACCUACCCACAGGCACUGGCUGUCCAUUCCAGUCAGCAUCUGAUCAAUAUACAAGAAGGCCACGGGAGACCAGGGGGGCUGCUGGGAGAUCGGCCGAAAUCGCAGAUGUUCCCAUCGGGAGCCAUAGCACAGAGCCGUGCAUUCACGGUACAGGCUGGAUUCACAGCUGCACAAACAGACCAUCCACAGUACCAGACUGGCCAGUCAGGACAUAGCAGUUACCCAGUUAGCCAGACACAACAUGGACCACCGUACGGGCCGGGACAGACUGUCACCUACGCCAGUAGCCAACAGCUUCGAGGGCCUUCUGCUUUCCAGGCAAUGUCUGCGUACAUCCCACAUCAGCAGACUGCGUAUGCUGUCCAUGGGCACUUCACCCCUCAACAAGGCUUCAUUCCUCCGAGUACGGCAAUUCCGUUACAGAAACAGCUGGAACAUGCAAACCAGCAGUCCGGAUUCACCGAUUCUGCUGCGUUAGCCUAUGUCCACCCACAGAGACCAGCAUCGCCUGGGGGCUUUCCUCACGGGACACCCCCUCAGCAAGCCCUCCCGACUGGUUUCCAAACGACAAGUCAGGCAGCUCCCCGACAUGCCUACCUGCAGCACAGUCAAGGACAGCGUUACUACCAUCAGUAACCCUCCAGGAGGCACUUGGAUCACCACCUUCCCCACCCCUCUCCCCCCAUCUCACCUCCGUGUCUGGGAGAAUGGGGAGGAGGAGGAGAUCCUGAUCAAAUUAUCACAGUGAAGACAGACACCUCUGAAUCAUGGAAUGUUAGCCAUUGUUUCUCUAUACAAAUAGUGGCUAGUUUGUGUCUCCUAAGUGAUCUCAGUUUUGAGACAUGAUCUGAAUGGGGAGGAAGGGGUGAAUUUUAAAUUGCAGUGAUCAGCAAACUCCCACCCUAGCAGGGAAAGGCAGUAGGUGUGUGGUUUCUUUUCUGUUUUGAGUGGUGAUGCUUUAGCUACCAUUGGGUCCCACAUGGAAGUUGCUGAAUUGUUAUUUCCUGAUGUGUCCUGGACGAGGAUCUGAGUAACUGAAGGUUUGGAUGUUUCUUUGCUGUAUUGUUGGAACACUCUUGCCUCUGGAAUGCCAUGCAGUGCUCCCCCUGCUCGCCCUCUGACUUCUUGUUACUCUGCAAGUUCCCGAGAAGCUUUCUCCUUCCUGAUUUUACCCCUCCCUCUUUAAGUCAAGUGCGGCUGCCGGAGGGAACUGUAGUUUGAGAGUGUCGGCAGGAUUUCAACUGCAUUAGGGCACCUGACCUAGUCCUCAAUGAGCUGUUCUCAAUGGCUGGAUUUGGAUUGGUUCCCCCCAGGGUGGUAACGUCCCCUCCACUGCUGCCUUGUACUGAGUGACAGCCGCUGAGGGUCAGACACUUUGUCACCAUCUCCGGAUCACCUGACACUUCACAAUGAGUGAAGUGUAUUCAGAAAUGCAGCACAGUUUGCCCACCUGAGAUUCCCCAGUGAGAGAAAUGACUGGAUAAUAUGGCACUUUUGGAAGCGUUGGUUGAGGGAUAAAUAUUGAUUGGGGAGAAUUCCUCUCACAUUCCUCUAAUCCUGACCCGGGAUCUUUCCCAUCUAGCUGAGGGGUAGUCCAGGGGCCUUGGUUCAAGUUCCCAGCCGGAAGAGGUGAUGUCAGUCAGUGCAGCACUCUCCCUGAGCACUGCAUCAGCAAAGGCAGAUUUCAAAUCCUGGACAAGUCUCUGGAGCGGAGCUUGAACUCACGUUCUUCCACCUCAGGGGCAUGAAAGCUGAGGAGGGAGGGAGAAGAAGCUGCAAAAGGUUGGACAGAUGUCGGAGAGAGAUUUGAUAUCUAAAUGAGAUUGAUGCUGAAAUUGUUGGAUUUUUUGCCUCAAUUUUGGGCAGUAAACUGACACCAAAACUGCCUCCAAAUUUGGGACCAGCCUGACUGUCUCACUGAGAAAGGGCAAUGGUACAACUGCUGCACUUCUGCAGUAGGAGUCAUCACUUCUGAGUUUGAAGCUCAUGCACUUUGUAGAGUCAGUAAAAGGUAGAGCUUUACUCUGUAUCUAACCCCGUGCUAUACCUGUCCUGGGAGUGUUUGAUGGGGACAGUGUACAGAGUGCUUUACACUGUAUUUAACCUUGUGCUAUACCUGUCCUGGGAGUGUUUGAUGGGGACAGUGUAGAGGGAGCUUUACACUGUAUGUAACCCCGUGCUGUACCUGUCCUGGGAGUGUUUGAUGGGGACAGUGUAGAGGGAGCUUUACUCUGUAUCUAACCCCGUGCUAUACCUGUCCUGGGAGCGUUUGAUGUGGAGUGAUGCUCCUCAAGCUCUCUGACCAAUUAUUUCUCUAUCAGAGAUACCUCUGUUCUCUGUGGAACAUGGCUGAUGACCUUACCCGUCUAUACUGCUCAAGUUAUGAGUGCUGCAGAAUCUAUCUACUCUUUGUAAGUUUAAAUGGAUGAUUGCCUGAAUCGUACUCUAAGGUGUUGUGCGCUGAGUUGUUGCUGCCCUGGCCUUUCACUAUCAGGGUGAAGUCCCUCUUUCUGGCUCUGCUGCGGGUGUCGACCAGUUGCUGUACUGACAGCCCUUAUCUGGUCUUCGCCAUGAAAGCCACAAGGACAAUACUGAAAGGGUGUGCGGUGAGAUACACGUCGAGGAACUCAGCCUGAUCUGAUUUCUCAACCCUGAAACAACACAGGAGACUAUUCAGCCCAUCGUGCCUCUCCUCUGCCGGCUCUUUGAAUUAGUUCCCCUCUCUUCCUGCUCUUUCCCCGCAGUCCUGCAAGUGUUUCCUUUUCAACUAUUUAACCAACUCCUUGUGGGAUCUGUUUCCACCAUCCUUUGGAAUGCAGACUGUUUGCAAUCGUUAAAUGUAUAACUUUUAACAAAAUGUUUGUUUUCCACUAAGAAAAGUUAUAAAAUGUGGUGGCUUUGUUAUGAUACUUGAAGCAAUACUCGGAAAGUAAAUAUCAUUCUUCAAAGUGAA